UUUUAGUCACUUGUCUGGCGUGUAUCAAAAAACUACAUUUAAUAUUUUUAGCAAAAAUAAAUUGAAAAAAUAAGCAAACAAAUAAUUUUUGUUUAAAAAAAAAAUCAUUCAUUAGAAAAUUUUAAUAACCAGAACAAAAUCCAAUUAUUUAAAGGAAUAUUGUUAAUUAAAAAGAUACAAAAAAAAGUUUAGUGCAAAAGUAACAUGGUGGCGGCAAAUCAAACUGUUCAAAAAUUAUUUUUACUAUUGCCACUGGCAUAUCCUCCAGUGGGCAGAGCUCCCGAUAGUGCUAUUGACUGGUCAUAUGAAAACCCCCAAAGUUGGGGCAUUAACUCACCACAGUGCAAUGGCAACCGGCAGUCUCCCAUACACAUUAGAAGCACAACGAGUUAUAUUCUGCCCAUUGCUCCCAUAAAAUUCGGCAAUUACGAUGUUCCACUGGCUACAAAUUUAAAUCUAACAAAUAAUGGUCAUUCAGUGGAGUAUACAGUGCCUUUAACAACAAAUGGUCGACGUCCCUAUAUCACGGGUGGUCUUUUGCAAAACAGAUAUGAAGCCAUGGCAGUGCACUUCCAUUGGGGUUCGGCCACAACUAAGGGAUCGGAACAUGUUAUUGACAAUCGUCGUUUUGAUGUGGAAAUGCAUAUUGUUCACAAAAAUGUUCAAUACGCUACCAUGGAGCAAGCAGCCCGCAAUAGAGAUGGUUUAGCUGUUUUAGGAGUUAUGUUUAAGAUAGUCAAUGUACCUGAUCGUAUUUAUCCCGGCUUAUAUAGAAUCUUUAAUCAAUUACCUGCUAUUGUCAACUAUCAAUCCUCUGUUAGUGUUACUGGCCGCUUGUCUUUGGGUCAAAUGUUGGGUGAUUUAAAUACUAAACAGUUCUUUACCUAUAGUGGUUCUUUAACCACACCAAAUUGUGCUGAAUCAGUUACCUGGCAUGUAUUUCCUGGUGCCCUGCCCAUAGCUCGAGAACAGAUACAAAAGUUCUGGUCUAUGUUAGACCAGAAUGGCAAUGUUUUGAAUAAUAAUUAUCGACCACUACAGAAUCGUAAUAGACGUCCUGUGUUCUACCGUAUUGCUGGUAGAACAAGUGGUUAAUUUAAGAGUUAUUAUUUUUAAAUCAUUCAUUUUAUUAGAUAAUAAGUUUAAAUCAUAAUUAUUUUCAUAAUUCUAUGUAUCAUGUUGAUCAUGAUUUUAAUAAAUUAUUUAUGUAUUUCACGUAUAAGUAUUUCAUCAUUAAAAUAAAAUCAAUUAUUACUAUUUUAUAUAUAUUAAACUAUAAAUUAUUCAGUUUUAUUUAAGAACAUUUUGCCACGAUAUAAUUAUCUGAAAUCACGAUUUGUGUUAAAGCCUCAACAAAUAUGGUUUAUAGAAAAUAUAUUUAUUUUUGUGCAAAAAUAAAGAGACAAUUAUUUAAUUUAAACUAUUGUUAAAGUGCAGUCAAUAUUUUAAAAGCAAUAUUGAAAUAAUUUAAAUGAGGAUAAAUGUUUAAAGAAAUUAUGGUGCAUUAUUGGAUAAUUGGUUUAAUUUGCAUAUUAAAAUUUAAUAAUAUAAUAUGUCGUAAGUAAAUGCAAGUGUAAUUUAGAUGAAGUUAAACAAAUUAUUAAUUAUUUCACAAAAAUUUAAUAAAUUCCAAUUGCGUUGCUG
This is a messenger RNA of Lucilia sericata (common green bottle fly), 1644 nucleotides long. Its product is annotated as carbonic anhydrase 2-like. Gene Ontology annotation, molecular function: zinc ion binding; carbonate dehydratase activity. The record is from RefSeq and is a predicted model, not a curated record. Lineage: Eukaryota; Metazoa; Arthropoda; Insecta; Diptera; Calliphoridae. Gene Ontology annotation, cellular component: cytoplasm. Bases 205 to 1095 code for a protein of 296 amino acids. The transcript has 5 exons.